UUGUCCCUUUUAAACAUGAACUUUUACGACUUUGUUCAUGAAACCAUAAAAAAUAGCUUACAUGGAAUAUGUUAUUGGCUUCAUUUAUAUACCAUGAAUAUCUCUCUGUCCUAAAUGAUGUGACUGAGAAAGUUGAAAUUUGAGAAGGGACAAAUUUAUCUCAUAAGAACAAUAAAACAAAAUAAAAGUCGACAAAUUUAAUUCAGUAUCUCUAAAGUAUGCCAUCUUUUGACCCUAAUUUUGGAAGUUUGUUUUUUCUUUCCUAUUCUUUAAUAAUAUGAAAUUGACCCCUACUAUUCCAUAAUUUCCAAUUUAGACUCUUCUGAACUAUCUUUUUCAAGUAGGUAUAAGUUACACUGAAUAUUAAAUCUGUUUAGGAUAAACUCACCUGAUAUUAUAUGUUGUACGUUCAUACAAACUUUGAAAAUCAGGACAUUUCAUAAUUCAAGUUAAUAAUAUACUAACUUAACAAAAAUAAUAAAAUAAAAAUGUUUAAAAUCAUAUUUGUUUACUAAUUUAAUUUUUUUUUUUAAAAAAAUAUAUAUGAAUGUUAUUUUCAAAUAUAUUCAUGGCCUUACAGGUGGCAUCGAUCAAAAUAAACUUGGCGCAAAAGAAACGAAACGAAACGAGAGCACGAACUAUAUAAAUACUGUACGGUUAAGACAAGAGCGGCAAACUAUGAAGAAACAAUGAGUCUGAGGUUCAAAGAAGUGACUGACUCGGAAUCGGAGACGAAGAUCCCUCGUCCUUUUGAUUUAGGAAAGCGGCAGACGUUGGAUCUCGGCAACGGAAGCGAAAUCCUCUACAUUAGCAAGUUUGUCUCCUCCGAUCAGGCUUGGACCUGGUUCGAUUUUCUCAAUCAACGCAUUCCAUGGACCAGGCCCACCAUUUGCGUCUUCGGUCGCUCCGUUCUCCAGCCUAGAGAUACUUGCUACGUUGCAAAUCCUGGAUUGACUACAUUAACUUAUAGUGGGUAUAAACCUCAUGCCUAUACUUGGGAUGAUUUUACUCCUCUUAAGGACAUUUUGGAUGCUGUCCACGAAGCUCUUCCGGGAAGUAGAUUUAAUAGCUUACUUUUGAACAGGUAUAAAGGUGGUAAUGAUUAUGUGGGUUGGCAUUCUGAUGAUGAGAAAGUCUAUGCACUGAACCAGGAGAUUGCUUCUGUAUCAUUUGGAUGUGAACGAGAUUUCUUGUUGAAGAAAAAGCCCAACAAAACUUCUCAAAGAAGAAAUGAUGAGGAGCCUCCAGCCAAGAAAUCAAAGAAAAGCAGUGUGGCUGAUAGACACUCAUUUGUACUAAAGCAUGGUUCGCUUUUGGUUAUGAAAGGCUACACUCAACGAGAUUGGAUGCAUUCAGUGCCUAAGCGCCUUAAGGCAGAGGCAACCCGCAUCAAUCUUACUUUCAGACACGUUAUAGUUGAUUGAUUUUGAGGUUAAUACCGGGUUGUUGUAGGAAUGUCCUUCAUGUUGUUCAAGUGGCUAUAUCUUUGGAGUGGACGUUCAUUAGUUUUGGUUCAUUGAUCAAGGAUUGUUGCUUGAUGUAGUUGUAUAACUGUUGAUGAAAAAAGUGGUCCAAUGAAUAGCAAUUAUUGCCUCCUUGACGAGCUGAUGAUCGGGAGGACAACGAGCUCUCUCGUUUACAGAAAUGUGGAAGAGAUGUAUAGUCCAUUAUCUACAAGAAAGAGAGAAUAAUUAAUUCAUCAUUACAUGCAUAUGGCCUUACCUUCAGCAGCUCAUCUUUCCCACAGCCUGGUAACACUUGAACCUUUUUCCUAGUCCUUUCAUGUAAGAGAGGCUUGAUAACCUGCCAUAUCAAAGAGAUAACAUGAUGACUAUGCACAUCAGACAGGUUUGUAAGGCUAUUACAACAUACAAGGUACAGAAUCAACCAAGAUCUAUAUCUUUAAUGGCCUUACCUUCCAACAGGAUGAAAAGACGUAAGGUGCAUUUACAAUGUAGUAAGCAGUUGUUCUCUCUGGGUAGUUCAAAUCAUCAAUGGUUGAUAAAAUUGUCAGUAACUGCAGAAACAUGUGACAGGAGCAAUUGAAUGAUCAUCAUAGAGAUUUGGGAAAUCCUUGAUUUACUAGUUAUAAAUUGCAUAUUUAAGGUAUCAAAAUACAUCACAAGUUUUCUUUUCACUUCGCUGUAGUUUAUCAUGGAGAAUAUGUUCCUCACCAUUAUGGUCUUGUUUUAAAAUAAUGGUCAGAAAGAAAUUCCUCCAGACAAUAGAUUUUAUAAACAAAAUGAAUUGCUUUGAAUCUUUUCUUUUCUCUCUUUUUUCUUUUUUUCUUCUCCUCUUAAAAUUGCACGAGCUAGUGUGAAAUUAAAUUGUGAGACGUGGAUUCAAACCGACAAGAAUCCUCAUCAUAAGAAAAUAACUUUGCGAUCUAAUCGUGCAGAUUUGUCUUUAGUUUGGACCAAUCAGAACCACUAGAAAUAGAAUCAGAAUUACGGGGAGAAAUUUAACUUGUACCAACAACAAUUGGUGAAAAGUUUAGGAAAAGAAUACCUUUGUGUGGCCAAGUGCUGAAAGUUUCAGUCCAGUCAUAUCUAAAAUCUUCACGCAGGUGGUGAUGGGCCGUCCAUACUUUUUUGAUGCUGAAGGCUACAACAAAAAAGAGCGUAGGUGUUCUUGUGUUAAUGAUACUGAAGGGUGAAGAGAGGCUUCUGUCGAAUCCCAGAAUUCAGUAACUCACCAGAAUAACACGAUCCCGAUACUCAUUUAUUUGUAUGUGCGACUGCACAUAAUCAUUCACCUGUCAAGAGAUUAAAACACCGGUUAGUAAACUCAACAAGCUUCUCAAUUUCUCACUGGUUUUUGAAGUACAGAUUUUCCAUAGUCUAGACUGCUGUUUGUGGCAUCAAAAUUCAUAGGAAGGCCCAAAAUUAUUCCUAUAGAAGAUGAAUUGAACCCGAAUACUUACAGUUGCUUUGUCUAAUGCGCUGAGUCCAACGCCAAUGGCAAAUACAGGAAGGCCCUGAGGUGAAAGAUAACAAGUUUCAGAUCAGAAGCCGGCACUCAAUCUCAUUAGAACAGGGUAUCUUAGGAUUACAUGGAUGUGUUUUAUUCAAAGUGAGAUUUCUGCUUUAAAUGAACUAGAUAUUGAUUAACAAAUUCAUACCUCUUUCGAGUAACCUGAAAGUCCGACAAGCUGUGAAUCUCUCACUGCUCUGUAGACAUCAGCAGGAAGUAUAGGCUUCUGCAGACAGCGGAAAGAUGUUAACAUAAGAAUUUUGGGCCAUCGCAGUGAAUGGGCUGUUGAAGCACUUACCCUUAAUACAUUGUCAAUCUCGUUUUCUACCCUCCAUUUUAAACAGUCCACCAGCUGAAACAUAGAAGCGGGAUGGUUCAUCAGCAAACAUGGGGAUAUUUUAGUAAUGCACAACACAGUUUGAUGUCCAGACAAGGUUGAAUCAAAAAUAUAUUUCUAACCAUUUUAUGAGCCUUGGCAACAUCGUAUUCUCGUGCCUUUAAGAAUCUGUCUAUCGUUUCAGUUAUAAAUCCUUGAUGUACAUUCUGCAAAUAGAUCAUUCGAAGUUACUUACAAGAAGUUCCAUAAGGUCAUUUGGGAUUCAAUCUCAUAUAUCAAUUAGCAGAACCAACAGCAUUUUAAGCUCUUAGAACUCGCAGUUAGAAAACAGGCCGUAACACAGAAGGAGAUGAAGAAAAAGAAGAAAGCUGGUGAACCUGAAAGGAUUUCUUCAUUGCCUGAUCAACUGCAGUUUUCGAAACAAAAAGGCAGAACAGAUCAAAUAGUUAAUAGCAAUUGAAGUUUUCAGAACUGAAAUUGAAGGAAAACAGAGUUGGUCUUCUGACCUUGAUCCAUCAGAGCUUUGAGCUUCUUGAUAGCUUCCUGAGGAUUGUUACCCAUUUGAUUGAUCUCGAGAUGAAAAGAAAGAACACCAAAGAAAAAUGCAAGCUGCCAAAAAUUUCUAUUUCUCUCUCUCUCUCUGUAGGACAAACUGAGUACGAGAAUCACGAAGCUAGAUGAAUAAUGAAUACAAGAGCCUCUCUUAGAAGAAGAGUCCGGACAAGAAAGUGAACCCAAGAUCUCACAAGUCACAAUCUUUAGAGGCGAAGGUGCUGUUUAAAUACCAAAGGUCUCACACGGACUGACCCUUCUUUAUUUCUCUGUCCUUCUCAAUGGCCUGUGAGACUGACACAAAAGUCAUUAUCUUUUUCCUUGAUUGGGAAAAGUAAGAAAGUGUGUGUCGGAAUCUAAAUACGACCCUUAAAAUAUGCAGCGAAGAAGAGGAAAAAGGAGCUAACAUUCUGAAUGGGUUCUUCGUGUCGAAGUUGCUGGCUCUGGUUUGUUUCCAGAUUUUUGCUUCCGUAAUCUUUUUCAGUAUUCUCCACUAAUAAAUAUACACCACAAACAUUAAAUCUUGGUCGUCCAACUGGUCGUUGCCAUCUACCCUUCACCAUUUGAUUUCGGGUUCUUUUUUGUUUUCUUCUCUUUCUUUCUUUUUUAUUCCCAAACCCUGUAACCAGUUAAUUGUGGAAAGCAAAACAGAGGGAAUCUUCUUGAAAAGUGAAAGCGCAGGAAAAUGCCCAUUCUCUUCGGCCUUGCUUGUUGGAUCUCAAAGUCAGGAAAUUUGAUAGCUUUUGCUGGCAAUUAUGAUGGAGAAAACUUGGUGGAGAUGCUUGGGGGACUGCCAAAGGACUUCUAUCCAUAUGGAUAACUGUGCAAACAAAAUUUGGGGAAAUGAGCAGAGUCUUUCAUCUCAAGCUCACCAAUUGAAAAUAGAGAUCAAAUCAAAACCAACCACCUUUGAUGAUUGAGCUGCUUGACCAUACUCAGCUUAACCUCUUUGAUAAGACCUAAACUGGUACAAUUUUUUUUUUUUCUUUUUAAUUGAAAAAAAGAUGCAUUUGUGGUGGUCUUUGAAUAUAGUUUCAAUUGGAUAAAAAAUUAUAUUGGACAAUUUGUUUAUCUUUAAUUUUAGGUACUUGUGCUUUAACAUUUUUUAGUUCUACAUUCAUUGCUUUGUAGAAUAUGUUGAUAUUGGUUGAUAUAAGCCUAAGGGGAGACUUAAACAAAUAUAUUGUUUCUACCAA
This is a messenger RNA of Cucumis sativus (cucumber), 5058 nucleotides long. Its product is annotated as DNA oxidative demethylase ALKBH2. NCBI's taxonomy places the organism in Eukaryota, Viridiplantae, Streptophyta, Magnoliopsida, Cucurbitales, Cucurbitaceae. The transcript is spliced from 8 exons. Gene Ontology annotation, biological process: DNA repair. The coding region runs from base 690 to 1424 and encodes 244 amino acids. The record is from RefSeq and is a predicted model, not a curated record.